This is a messenger RNA of Triticum aestivum (bread wheat), 5199 nucleotides long. Its product is annotated as disease resistance protein RPM1. Bases 861 to 3614 code for a protein of 917 amino acids. Gene Ontology annotation, biological process: defense response to other organism. Gene Ontology annotation, molecular function: ADP binding. The transcript has 6 exons. NCBI's taxonomy places the organism in Eukaryota, Viridiplantae, Streptophyta, Magnoliopsida, Poales, Poaceae. The record is from RefSeq and is a predicted model, not a curated record.
AGACUCGCGCAGACGGAGCCGGAAGCAGACGACUCCACCGCCGGCGAGGGUUAGGAUAGCAGGGAGACUGCCUCGUCUCGUCUCCGGCCAAGCCCGUCCCCACUCCACUCCACCCCACCCCAUCGGCGCAUCCCUCUCGCUCCGGUGCGGCGACAGGGCCUCUCUGCCCCGGUCAAAUCACCCCUCCCCCAGUGGCCGCCGCGAAGUAGACUCCCUGCCGGCAGCGACGACGAGUGUGGCAGGUUCUUGGUGCUGGAAUGAGAAGACAUGGAGAAGAAUAUAUGCUGGUAAUAUAGCUGUUCCAUUGGAUUGAUGGAUGUUCUGUAACUGUUCUCUGGGUGCUUCUUGAUGGCUCAUGGCUUCAGCAAUAAGACUAGCAUGAUGCCCCACUCUCACCAACCCAUGGCACUAUUUUGAUGAUUUCAGAUUCUGAAGCGCGCAAGGAGGCCACCACAGGUCCAAAUCUGGUCAGAUCUACAGUUAUUACAAACCAGGUAGGCGGUUGUUCCCUGGUUUAGUGGGUAAAGAUAACAAGGGAACACCUGAAGUUGAAAUCACAUCCAACUACUUGUCACCAACAGCAAGCUAGCAUACUCUCAGUCAUACACAUGACUCCAUGAGAGUUCACGAUCUGCACAAUUAAGCUUCAGUGACAACAAGACCACCCAAGCCAUGAGGUCUCUUUUACCUCCGAGAAUCCAUGAGACUAUUCUGAUUGUUUCAGAUUCAUAAAUGCACAAGGAGGUCACCAAGCUCGAUCGGAUCUAUGCCAUCCGGCAGUGGUCAUUGUAAUAAUACUGAGGCAAAUCUACAACUAGGCCCCCACCCAACAGUGAUACAUUAGCUAUUCUCAGAAAGUGAUGCCGGAGAUUGUGAUUCUUCUAGCCAUUAAAAAGAUUGGAACCGCCUUGGCAAAUGGAGUGGCAGACCAGGCCAGCACAUUGUUUGCGAAGUACAGGAAGCAAAUACUAGAGCUACAGGGCAGCAUGGGUCGUGUUGCGAGGGAGCUUCGAGUAAUGCAUGAUGUUCUCUGUCAAAUGGAUAUCCGAAACCGCAACAAUCAAGUAUAUGAGGGCUGGUUGGAGGAAGUACGGAAAGUAGCACAUGUGAUGGAGGACAUGGUGGAUGAGUACUUGUAUCUUGUUGGUCACGAACAUGACACGGGAUGUUGCUUUUACCUGAAGAAAGGGUUUACAAAACCAAGAUAUCUGCUUUCUUUGAACCGGAUUACUUUCAAGGUGAAGGAAAUAUCGAAAGACCUAACACACCUGUCUGAGACAAAAAAUCGUUGGGUUCACAUGAUAAACAAUGGGGAUACUAGCAGCUCAAGUUACAUUGUCAAGAGGUCCAAAGAUCUAGCAAACAUUUCACGCUCCCUUGAUGAAGAAGAUCUAGUCGGUGUGGAUAAAAACAGAGAUAAACUUGAGCAGUGGUUGUUAAGUGACGAUUUGGAACGCUCUGUGAUAGCACUGCUUGGAAUGGGAGGGCUUGGUAAAACAUCUUUAGCUGCAAAUGUCUACAGGAAGCAUAGAGAGAAAUUCCAGUGCCAUGCUUGGGUCUCCAUCUCUCAAACUUAUUCUACAGAACAUGUCUUGAGGAAUAUAAUCAAGGAAAUUUCCCGAGAUAAAGUCAGUGUGCUAUCUAACACUGUGGCCAUGGACAUCACAUGCCUUGAAGAGACACUGAGGAAAUUUCUAGAGCAACAGAAGUAUUUGAUCAUAUUGGACGAUGUUUGGACUCCAGAAGCAUUUGAUGACUUGUCUAGGGUGCUUAUUAAUAAUAAAAAGGGCAGCAGACUGAUGGUCACAACAAGGGAAGGCGAUGUUGCUGCACUUGCCUCUCAAGGACAUACUUUAACACUGAAACCUUUACCAGAGGAUAAGGCAUGGGAUCUCUUUUGUAAAAAAGCCUUUCCAAGAGAUACAAAUCAUGAAUGUCCUGCGGAGUUGAAUCCUUUGUCCGAGCAAAUAGUUAGCAAGUGCAAAGGCUUGCCUCUUGUUAUUGUGUUAGUUGGUAGCCUCUUGCGUGUGCGUGAGAAAACUGUGGAAGAAUGGAGAAGAAUACAUGCCCAAUUAAGUUGGGAGCUAAUCAACAAUUCAAGACUCGAUCACAUAAGGAAUGUUUUGCAUCUGAGCUUCAUCUACCUUCCAACACACUUAAAAUGCUGUUUCUUGCAUUGCAGCUUAUUUUCAGAAGACUAUUGUUUCAAAAGGAAACAACUUAUACGGUUAUGGACAGCAGAGGGGUUCAUUGAAGAGAGGGGUGAAAGCACAUUAGAAGAAGUGGCAGAAGGCUAUCUGAAGGAGCUAAUUGACAGAAACAUGCUAGAACUUGUCAAGAGAAACUCAUUUGGUAGGAUGAAAGAAUUCAAAAUGCACGAUAUCUUACGUGAAUUGGCACUUGACUUGUGCCAGAAGAACUGUUUUGGUGUUACAUAUGAGGAUAAGCGUGGGGGGUCUUUUGAGAGGAAUGGACGUCGAUUGGUAUUGCACAAACAGAAGAAGGAUAUUCAGCAGUCAUUUUCUAGUGUACGCCGACUUCGAACAUUCGUUAUGCUGGACGAUAGUAUGGUAACAUUUACUCUACUACCUAUGCUAUGUAAGGAGUCAAGAUAUAUGACAGUGCUAGAAUUAAGUGGUCUACCCAUUGAGAAUAUUCCAGAUGCUAUUGGAGACCUUUUUAAUCUCCGCCAUUUGGGUUUGCGUGAUUCAAAAGUGAAGAUGCUCCCGAGUUCUGUUGAGAAGCUUUCAAAAUUGUUAACACUGGACCUUCUUAGAUCUGAUGUACAUGAGCUGCCUAGUGGGAUUGUGAAGCUGAAGAAGCUUAGGCACUUAUUUGUUGAGAAAAGAAUUAAUACAGAUUUGAGAGGGAUUAAAUGUUUCAGUGGUGUGCAUGUCCCCAAUGGUCUUGGAAAUCUAACAAACCUGCAAACGUUACAAGCGUUGGUAGCACAUGAUGAGUCUAUUAGACAUUUACGGCAGAUGAGGCAACUGAGAAGCUUGAGGUUGUUGGAUGUGAAGGGAAGCUAUUGUGGACGUAUCAGUGAGUCUCUAGUUCAGAUGCGGUGUUUGUCCCAUCUUGAUGUGAAUGCAAGUGAUGAGAAUGAGGUUCUCUCGUUGAAUGUCCUCCUGCCAAACCUGCAAAGGCUACGUUUGGGUGGACGACUGGCGGAAGGGGCGUUGGAUGAGUCUCCUCUCUUCCAAGCUGCUGGGGGGCAGAACUUGCAUGUUUUGAAUCUAUAUUGGUCACAACUGAGAGAAGACCCCCUGCCAUCCCUUUCACGGCUGUCAAAUUUGACGCAUCUAGAAUUCACCAGAGCAUACAACGGAGAGCAGCUAGCAUUUCUCACGGGGUGGUUUCCCAAGCUAAAGAUUCUCUAUCUAAUAGACAUGCCUAAUCUGAAUCGGCUAGAGAUACAGCAAGGUGCCAUGGCGAGCCUGGAAAGAUUAUACUUUGUCAACCUCAGCAGCAUGAUGGUGGUCCCAGCUGGCAUUGAGUUCCUCAUGCCCCUCCAGUCUCUAGGCUUCUUUGAAAUCACUAGUGAUUUCUUUUGGUUGCUGGAUCAAUGUUCUGCAAUUCUAGGGACACAGUGGCGGUAUACUCUCCGGGAUUGACCCGCCACACUGGUUGGGAAAUGUGUAAUGCACUCGGAGGUCUUCGUCUGAAGGAAGAUGCUCUGUACGUGCUGCUGGCCCGCUGCGGAAUGUGCAUACUGUCCGGGUUUCUCUGCUUUUUGACGUACUGCACAUCAUUUGCUGCUUGUUCCACCUCUGCUAAGGUGCAGUUACCGCCUGCGUUUGCUACUGCUACUACUGUUCUAGUCAUCAUGUGCUUUUGCUUGUGAAAUGUGAUGGUAUUUCCUACUGACCGAUUCCGGCUGCGGCUUAUUAUAAGACUGCAAGCGAGUUGUGUUUUCGUAUCCAAACUAGUUUUCGCUUAACUUGUUUGAACUGUGUACUGCUAUUUCACGCGUGUGUGUGCUUGUUGUGAACCUAUUUCAGAUGUGGCUGUUAAAUAAUAAUAAAAACUUGGCUUGUGAUUCAUAAGUAAUGCUCAGACACUCAUUUUUCUUGUAAUUAUGGUUGCUGCCUGUCUGUUUUAUUGCUAGCCUUGCUUUGUUCCGUUUUAUGUUUAUCUUAUUUUGGACGUAUGUCUAUGGUGUUUCUUUCUUGGACUACGUUUCUUGUUUUCUUGAGCAAUACACUUAUGGAUGAUCAUGACAAUGUUUGGAAGGCUACAUCAUGUUUACUUAUGUCCUUAAGUUUUCAAAAUUCGCUGACACACUGAGGAGUGAGGAGGCAACCGAUGAACUCAUGUAACAAGGAGUUCUUCAGGGACCGAUGCCAGGGAAUUAACUCAGAAAUUGCGUGUAGUAUCACAAACCCUUCCCCAAAAGAAAUAUGCAGACUUCCGACAUGAGAUAUAUUAGGCGUAAGCUGGAGUGGCAUGUCCAUGCAUGUGUAUCACAAAGCUUAGUUACAGCCUUCAAACAUAGUUACUCAGGACGGUAAGCUUUGACAACUACUCCCAUUGUUCACAAAUUCUCCCUCCAUUCAUGAAUAAGUGACGUGGUUUUAGUUCAAAGAUAAUAUCCCUGACUUGUGGCCAAACAGCGUAGCAACUGCCUCAAGUUUUCAAACCCUUCUUCCACUCUAAAUGCAGGAAAUAACCAGCGAAUGAAUGUCAGACACACCUUCCAUUUAUUUGAAGAAAAAAAUCCUAGAAAUCUCGUUUAUUUGAAGUUGAUUGCAGGUGGGCGCAGGGCCACUCUUCCCAACUUCUUGCUAGAAUACUUCUUAUACACCACCUGCAACUUGCUCUGAGGGGCAGUCGAGUGUGCGGUGACCAGCAUCUUUGCACUAUAUCUGAAAUCAUCACAGAAACACAGAGUUAUUCAAGCUACAAGAGUGUGUAAAGUCACUGUUGUGCAUUCUUACAUUAGCUGUGAUUCAGUAAAGCCAGUAUAGUGCUUGAGAGUGUGAGUCCAUGGAUCGGUCUUCUUGAGUGUGAGCCUGGCUGCAUAGACAGCAGCAGCAGCAACCAUGGAGGGCUUGGACGGCACCAGCGCAUAUUGCAUCAGUGCCAGUUCAGCAAAAAAGGACACCAUGUUCAUCAUCUGCAUCCAUCCAGAUUCCAGAUAGGGAAACUUCAGUACACAAACUCGUUCCUUUACAGUGCAAAUGCAUCUGAAUUUACAUA